AAAAGCACAAGAGUUCAAUACAUACCAUCAUCACAUCCUUUACUAGGAUGGAAUGAUCAACAAACUAUGAUAACGAAAAACCUUAAGAAAACACUACGCUGUCUAGGAACCAUAGCCAUAUGCCAGACAAACCUGAGACGAUCUAACAAUAUUAAAAGGGGAAUAUGAAGUCCUUUCAGCUAUGCCACGUCGGAUCGGAAAAUCAAGCCAAUCAGAUAGUUUGAAAUUGACACGUCACAUCUUCUUUGUCGACAUUGAAUUUCAAGUAGCCAAAUGUUUUGGGCUUAUCUAAUUUGGUUUUGGCCCAUUCUAAAUUCACCUUACUCCAUCGUCUCCAACUCUUCUCCUUCGUCACUAUCGUUUCCACUCUCUCCAAAUCUCCUUUACUUUGCAAUAAUCACCCACUCUGAAUCAUUGAUUCCUGCUCUUGACACCUUUAUUCAUACUAGAUGUAACCUUCCACGUCCCUAUUUUUUUUCCUCCUAUUAACACUUCUUAAAAAGGCCGAUAUAUUGCCUCAAACAAUUUAGCAGCAACAAGCGCUUCCAAACGGGCUUCUGCACUUCACUUUCAUCGUUCUUAUACGAGAAAUCCAUAAAACCACAUUAGUCAAUGGGUAUGAAAUGGACAUGCUUAUUGGGUUUAGAACCGCUUCUCAUGGACGACAGGUAUGUAAUAUUAUUUCUAAUGAUAUUAUUAGCUUCCCCAGAUUCUAAUUCAAUAAUCCCUGCAAUUCAUGGCAAAGGAAAUGUCCAUAUCAACGGGGAAGGCACUGGCGGCUCUGUUCUUCAGUGAUGUCACCCCUGGAUUGGGAUAGUCCGAGAUGCGAUUCCGUCUACUUCAUUUCUGGGCAGCAGUGACCAAUCGGAGAAGAUUAUGAGAAUCCAUUUGUAGGUUCAGAUUUCUCAUUCACGCCACUUUCAGUAUGUUACUCUAAGCCUUUCAGAAAUAGUGAAUCAAGUCUCUCUGCUUGAUCUAUGUAGAGACUCAUUCUUUAUUUAUGAUAUAUGGAGAAGACUUAUGUAUGUCUUUGUUUCCUUUCCUCAAAGCACCGACUAUGGUAGUGUAAUAAAUUUCUUAGUGUGUGUUUGUUUGAUCAUUCUUAUGCAGUAUACAUUUGAAUUAUUUUAUGUUUACUAUACGCUGAUGUUUUCAAAUUCUUUCUUUCAUUUUGACUGCAGAAAAAACCCCACAACACCCAAGUUAGCUUUACUUUGAAAGUCUGACAUUUUAGACGUUCAAGCUUAUACUUUUCUGAACACAGCCUUGCUGUGGAUGUUCUGCAUUUGGUUCAAAAGAAACGUAAAGAAGGCCAAGAAGUUAGGCGAGUAUAACAGCUGGGUUGGAGAGUAAUCGAAGAAGACUAUGAGAAGCCACUUCCAGCAAGUUAAUCAAAGCCUCUUUCAUGUCUCCCUGCUGCAUCUAUGUGGAAUCUCAAUCUUUAGUUACGCCGUAGGUGAUGCAUGGAGAAGACUAUGUCUGUCUUGGUUUCCUUUUUGGAGAAAAAAUCAAGAUUCAAGAGUGGCUUAUAUAUUCGAUGUUUCACGUUUUCCUCCAAGCACUGAGUACAGCAAGUGUAACAGAUUGCUUAGUGCACAUUCUUUUUCUUAUACUCUCAUAGAAGAUAUCUCAAACUCAUCGUCUUUGGAGCAUACAAUUAUAUCAAAAUCUGGUGGUGGACAACUAGAUCUGCUUAUCUUUGAUACAUCAUUUAAGAUACUAGAGACAGUCAAACGUCUGUGUGCUAAAAGAGGUCUUUUAGUCAGAAUGACGCACGAGUUUGAUCACCACAAGGACAACGAGUUUCUUGAAGAAUGGUCUAAAAGGAGGAAGGAGCGAGCAAAAUUGCACCAGUCUGCUGGUAACCUUGCUACAGGAGACUACACUGGUUCAUUCAGAUUUCGUGAUCGGAUUCAUCUCGGUUAAUCCUGCAUGCGUCUUGGAAAUUGGAGAUGUGUAUCUGUCUAUGAUUCAUGCUAGGCCUGCUGUUCAAAUGUUGAAAGGUGGUGACACACUUGGUCAACAGUACAACACUCCACACUCUGAGUCUCUCGCUCCUAGCCUUAACAUUCGUAGUUAGUAUCUUGUGCGGUGUCUCUGGAAAGUAUCGGUUUUAUGUAUGCUUCUUGACCUUCUCUAGAAAGUUUUGAUUUUAGGUACCUUUCCUUUUGUGUGGCGUUCCAGUCUUCGUAAAGACUAUCUAUGUUCUCUCAAAUGCCAAUACAUCAUAACACCACCUACCACUGUGUGGUUCAAGCCAUUACAUCAAAAAGCUUACUUCAAUGAUCGAAUGAGAAUAAAAGAUUCCCAUCA
Brassica napus (rape) is the source of this 2313-nucleotide messenger RNA. RefSeq lists its product as uncharacterized. NCBI's taxonomy places the organism in Eukaryota, Viridiplantae, Streptophyta, Magnoliopsida, Brassicales, Brassicaceae. The record is from RefSeq and is a predicted model, not a curated record. The transcript has 4 exons. Bases 1366 to 1926 code for a protein of 186 amino acids.